UUAACGUCUUCUACUUCUUCGUUUACCUGAUUUGCCUGGAAUUGCGCGAAUUCCAAGAAUGCCCAUGCAUGUUUUGACUCACCAAACGUAGAUUAAUAACAUCGUGAUUGUUCGAUCAAUAUUCUUAAAACUAAUAAUAGAAUCGGUACUGCUAAUAGUGGUACCGUUGAAAACGAAUAUUACUUUAAUCAAGACGUGACUGAUGACUGAGGUGACGUUGAUGUGUAAAUUCGUAUGAGUGUUUUCUCCCUACGAGUCACUAGAAGCACUUUGUAUCUUCGUGGUGCUAUUUGGAAUUUGAAUAUACUUGCAGCUGACAUAAAGCAGCGUAAGAGCAUACAGUAAUAAUAGGAAGCACUAUAAAUCAUGGAACAGGAUAUAAAGGCAAAAAUUGACCAUGCCUGUCGUACGGCUGAAGAAUUCACAAAGCUAUAUUAUGAGAGUUUGGACAAGCGAAGAUAUUUGAUAUCAAGGUUAUAUCUAGACUCUGCUGUUUUAAUAUGGAAUGGUAAUGGUAUAGAGGGAAAAGACCAUAUACAAAAAUUUUGGAUAGACCUACCAUCUACGAACCAUACCAUCACUACUUUGGAUGCUCAGCCAAUUACUGGACCAGCAGUAGCAGACCAGUUAACAUUUCUAGUAAAAGUUAGCGGACAAGUAAAAUAUCAAGAAAAGUCAUCGAAACCUUUUAAUCAAAACUUCCUCAUAACGGCUGUUGGAGAUAAAUGGAAAAUAGUGAGUGACUGCUUUAGAGCUCAGGAGGCAUUGGACAAUAGCUAGUAUUUAUGAAUUAUUUAUGUAUUAUAUAUAUUUUUUAUAUCAGCUAUAACUCAAUCAUGAAAUAAAAUCUCUCUAUUAGAGAAAAUAAAUG
Cephus cinctus (wheat stem sawfly) is the source of this 871-nucleotide messenger RNA. It is a transcript of the gene Nxt1, whose product is annotated as NTF2-related export protein. Bases 367 to 780 code for a protein of 137 amino acids. Gene Ontology annotation, cellular component: nuclear pore central transport channel. The transcript is spliced from 4 exons. The record is from RefSeq and is a predicted model, not a curated record. Gene Ontology annotation, biological process: protein import into nucleus. NCBI's taxonomy places the organism in Eukaryota, Metazoa, Arthropoda, Insecta, Hymenoptera, Cephidae.